GACCGAAUCCACCGAUCUACCCAUCCGAUUUCGGUGCCCUGCCCCGUUUCAUCUGGCAUAUUCCAGUCCAGCUAACAUCAACAGCAGCCGCAGAAACAAUAACCAAUACCAAAAACCCAAUACCCAAUGCUCAAGGAAAAAACACAAUAAAACAAUCAGAAAUCAACUACAGGCGAAAUGUGCGGAGAAACAAAAAGAAAAUUGAAGACGACGACACGAGCGUAAAUCUUUUUAGCAUGAAAAAAUUCUAUAAAACUAACAGGCACUGUGUGGUCGGACAUCAUUCGUGCGCUACGACGGCAGACGACAGCCGCAGAUACAGAUACCGAUACGGAUACAGAUACAGAUACAGAGAUACAUAUAGCCGGUCGGACGGACAGGCCCUGAUUGAUUGAUUGCCGAACCCGGACCCCAACUCCUGCCCAAAAAUCAAAAUCACAUCAAAAACCACAUAGCCAAACCGAAAACCAAACCCAAACCCAGACUCGCGACUCGAAACUGAAAUUGAAAAUCAAAGUGCUCUCUCUUCUCUCUGCAGACAAGUAUCUGCAACAGCAUCUAAACGUAUCCCAGUAUCCAUAUCUAACAGCGGUCAGCAUCCCAAUUCCAAUUCCAAUCCCAAUCCCAGCGGACAACGUCCAGCCAUCAGCCAUCAAUCAGUCAAACCGAGUCACCGCGUCAGUUAGUCAAUUCAAUCGACUAGCCCACUCGACUUCUGCUUCAGGCUGGAGGAUAUCUUCCAUUGUCGGCGCUUUAGUUUCAGUUGGCAUUUGGACGCGUGCUGUGCGGCCUCGCCGAUAGAGAGAGUCGGAUCGGAACGGACCGGAAUAUACAGUUCUCAGUUGUCAGUUCAAAACUCUGAAUCAGAAUCGAAAUCGUGCGCGAAUUAAUCUACAGCGUAUCAAGAACCAAAACAGUGGCGAACACACGUGUCUGAAGUUCAGUGACAAGCCCCAAAUCAGGCGACUAUAUAUUCCGUUAAUAUAUAUAUAUAUAUAUAUAUAUAUACAGAAAAUCGUUAAACACUUUUAAUCAACUAGAAACCAAGCGCAGGCACGGCAUAAUUAAUUCGUCUGACCCGGAAAGUUCAUUAAAAGAAAAGCAAAUACGUUUGUGCAAAGUGUGCUCCAUCUCUCCAUCUAUAAGGUGCAAAAUACUUCAGUAAAUCGGAAGUCUUAAAUAACUACUAGCAACAUGAAGCUGUCUGCAGUAUUGUUGGCAUUGGCGCUGUUUGCCUUCUCCCUGGUCCAGUGCCUCGGCCUGCCCGAUCCCAGUGCCAAGUGCGUCAUGGAUUGCGACACGCAGGAGUACAAACAUAUUUGUGCUGCGGACGACAAGGGCUCCACCAAGACCUAUCGCAAUCUGUGCGUGAUGAAGACGGAGAAUUGCCUGCAGAAUGCAAACUUUCAAAAGAUCAGCGACAAGGAGUGCCCGUAGAUAGAGCUAUGAAUUGAUUGAUCAGUAGUCCAGCAGAAAUAACUUAAUCAUGGAGGAGAACGAGUGGACGCGGCUUGGCAUUCCGGAGGACUCUUCUUUCUCGCGUGGUAUUUGUGUGUGAUAUUUUUAAGUUGUACUUCAGCGGAAUACAGAACACGCCCAGAACGUAAUGCAUAAUGAUAAUGUAUUCUAAAAUUAUUAAUAAUAAAUAUUAAAUAAAGUAAUCGUAGCACGCAAA
Molecule: messenger RNA, 1675 nt
Organism: Drosophila eugracilis
Lineage: Eukaryota; Metazoa; Arthropoda; Insecta; Diptera; Drosophilidae
Exons: 3
Coding region: 1195-1437 (80 amino acids)
Molecular function (GO): protein binding
Source: RefSeq, a predicted model, not a curated record